AUGGCAGCCCGGAGGACAAACUAUUUUCUCUGCUCGACGUUUUCGUUUGUGAUGAUUUUGCUCUGCGCAUCUGGGUCUGAGGAGCUAGAUAACAAGGUUUAUGUAGUCUACAUGGGCUCUACUCUGUCAAAAAGUUACAGGAAUUCCCUCGAAGCAGCUCCUUCUGUGUACCUUGGAAUGCUUGAAUCUGUACAUGGAAACAACGAGGAAGCUAAGAAAUCUUUGAAAGUUAGUUAUGGGAAGAGCUUUCAUGUGUUUGCAGCCAUGCUUUCUCCAUCCCAUGUCCAAAAACUCUCAGGAAUAUGGCCAGAAUCAGAGAGUUUUACAGACAAGGGAUUAGCUCCUGUUCCCCUCAAAUGGAGGGGUGGCUGCAACAUAACGUCAAAUUUUCCUGCUUGCAACAGGAAACUUGUAGGGACAAAAUUCUAUCGUAGUAACAACCUUAAACUAUAUGCAGGGGAAUACCUGUUUCCAAGAGAUGAAGAUGGCCAUGGAACCCACACCUCCUCUACAGUUGCUGGACAUUUUUUUAAAAAUGCAAGUCUUGCUCAAGGGGAAAGUCGAGGUGGAGUCCCUGGUGCAAGGGUUGCAAUGUACAAGGUUUGUUGGGGCAACUGUGAUGAUGCAGAUUUUCUUGCAGCCUUUGAUGAUGCUAUUUAUGAUGCAAGUAGCAUUGAUCAGCAGAUGGAUACUCAAAUUCUGCUGGGAAACAAGAUUUCAAUCAUGGGGAUUGCUAUAAACGCAUACACUAUGGAGAAACAAUGGUAUCCUUUGGUACAUGGAGGGGAUGUUGCUAAUGUUUCUGGCGGCUUCACUUCAGCUAACUCUAGUUAUUGUCAAUACAAUUCUCUGGAUCACAAAAAUGUGAAAGAAAAGAUCGUCAUUUGCAAUAUAACUUAUCCUGGCGAUCCAGUUAUUGUCAAUACAAUUCUCUGGAUCACAAAAAUGUGA
Messenger RNA from Cryptomeria japonica (Japanese cedar), 951 nucleotides. RefSeq names its product subtilisin-like protease SBT4.14. The record is from RefSeq and is a predicted model, not a curated record. Gene Ontology annotation, biological process: proteolysis. Lineage: Eukaryota; Viridiplantae; Streptophyta; Pinopsida; Cupressales; Cupressaceae. The transcript has 8 exons. Bases 1 to 951 code for a protein of 316 amino acids. Gene Ontology annotation, molecular function: serine-type endopeptidase activity.